GGAGGGAAACGCAAAGGCAAAAGCAAAAAGUGGAAGGAAAUCUUGAAAUUCCCUCACAUUAGCCAGUGUGAAGAUCUCCGAAGAACAAUAGAGAGAGAUUACUGCAGCAUAUGUGAAAAGCAGCCGAUCGGAAGGCUUCUCUUUCGACAGUUCUGUGAAACUCGACCCGAGCUCGAGUGCUGCAUUAGGUUCCUUGACUCGGUGGCAGAAUAUGAAAUUGCUCCAGAUGAAAAGCUGGGAGAGAAAGGAAAGGAAAUCAUGAUGAAAUACCUCACCCCAGAGUCUCCAGCCUGCGUUCCCGAAGUCAGUCAAGAUCUUAUCCAACAGACAGAGGAGAAACUCGAAAACAGCCCCUGCAAAGAGCUAUUCUCUCACUGUACAAAAUCUGUCCUUGACCACCUCAGUGGGGAACCAUUCCAAGAAUACCUAAACAGCAUGUACUUCGACAGGUUUCUCCAGUGGAAGUGGUUGGAAAGGCAACCAGUAACAAAAAACACGUUUCGGCAGUACAGGGUACUAGGGAAAGGCGGCUUUGGGGAGGUCUGCGCUUGCCAAGUCCGAGCGACAGGGAAGAUGUACGCCUGCAAGAGAUUAGAGAAGAAGAGAAUAAAAAAGAGGAAAGGCGAAUCCAUGGCACUAAAUGAAAAGCAGAUUUUAGAAAAAGUCAAUAGUCAGUUUGUAGUCAAUUUAGCCUAUGCCUAUGAAACAAAGGAUGCACUGUGUUUAGUUCUGACCAUAAUGAACGGAGGUGACCUGAAGUUUCAUAUCUACAACAUGGGAAACCCAGGCUUUGAGGAGGAAAGAGCUUUGUUUUAUGCAGCAGAGAUUCUUUGUGGCUUAGAAGACCUACACAGAGAAAAUACUGUGUACAGAGAUUUGAAGCCAGAAAAUAUCCUGCUAGAUGAUUAUGGCCAUAUUAGAAUAUCUGAUUUGGGUCUAGCUGUUAAAAUCCCUGAGGGUGAAUCAAUCCGUGGAAGAGUAGGAACAGUAGGGUAUAUGGCUCCAGAAGUGUUGAACAACCAGAGAUACACACUCAGCCCUGACUACUGGGGGCUAGGCUGUCUCAUUUAUGAAAUGAUUGCUGGGCAAUCACCAUUUCGUGGAAGGAAAGAGAAGGUGAAGAGGGAAGAAGUGGACAGAAGAGUGCUGGAGACAGAAGAGGUGUACUCCCAUAAGUUUUCUGAGGAGGCCAAGUCCAUCUGUAAAAUGCUCCUCACCAAAGAUGUGAAGCAGCGGCUAGGAUGUCAAGGGGAAGGUGCAACAGAAGUGAAGAGGCACCCCUUUUUCAAGAGCAUGAAUUUCAAGCGGUUAGAAGCAGGAAUGCUGGAUCCUCCCUUUGUCCCUGAUCCCAGAGCAGUAUACUGCAAGGAUGUGUUAGACAUCGAGCAAUUCUCCACAGUGAAAGGAGUUAACCUGGACCAAACAGAUGAUGAUUUCUAUUCCAAGUUUUCCACAGGAUCAGUGUCUAUUCCAUGGCAAAAUGAGAUGAUAGAAACAGAGUGUUUCAAAGAACUGAAUGUAUUUGGACCAAAUGGUACUAUUUCACCAGACCUAAACAAAAGCUACCCCCCAGAGCCACCCAAGAAAGGAUUGCUGCAGAGAAUAUUUAAACGACAGCACCAGAACAAUUCAAAGAGUUCUCCAAAUUCAAAGGCCAGUUUAAAUCACCACAUAAAUUCAAAUCACGUAAGUUCAAACUCCACUGGAAGCAGCUAGUUCCAACUCAGUUUUAUGAAACAACAUGUUGCAUCCUUCCACUAUAAUCUAUGGAGCUUCUAUGGAUGAGAGA
This is a messenger RNA of Gymnogyps californianus (California condor), 1789 nucleotides long. It is a transcript of the gene GRK5, whose product is annotated as G protein-coupled receptor kinase 5. The record is from RefSeq and is a predicted model, not a curated record. The transcript is spliced from 15 exons. Gene Ontology annotation, cellular component: cytoplasm. Lineage: Eukaryota; Metazoa; Chordata; Aves; Accipitriformes; Cathartidae. The annotation marks the transcript as partial. Gene Ontology annotation, molecular function: G protein-coupled receptor kinase activity; ATP binding. Gene Ontology annotation, biological process: signal transduction; protein phosphorylation; regulation of signal transduction.